AAAUCGCAUGUCGAAAAUGUCGGAGCGGGGGCUGAAAAAUGUCCUAUUUUCCCUUUUUAUUUCCUCGGGAAUGCUAGCUUUUUGCCGUGGUUCGGCUCAUGAGCAUGAGCUAAAUGUAGAGGUUCAAGAAAACGUGCAAGACAGCAAAAUGAAACAGUGCACAUUCUUUGGAAAAUAUCGCUUUUCGCGGCCAGAGAGUAGCUUGAUCAAUUGUACAUGGUACUCCUCCAAUGCAUGCUGUAAGAGGACAGAGGUCACAUCCGUCUUUGGUGGAAUGUACCCGCUGAGUGAUGCAACAAAAACAUGCAAGAACCAAAUGAAUUAUAUGAUGUGCUAUUUCUGCAGCCCACAUCAGUCCCAGUGGUAUGAAGAGCGAGGAAGGGCUCAGGUGUGCUCAGAGUACUGUCGCUCAGUUUUCACCGAGUGCAAAGAUGCUUCGUACAAGGGAAGAAAAAUAGGUGAAGAAUACAAAAGUGGCAAGGAUUUCUGUGAGAUUGGUCAAAAUUUCGAGGUAGUGGACAGGAGUACAGACUGUUUUGAUUAUGAUCCGAAUGUGUUUGACGGCUCGGGCCAUCCAGUCUCAACCAGUUUACUCUUAGUAUUCUGUUGUCUUUUGACUCUUGUUACGUCAUAUCAAUACGUGUGGCCUUCAUGAGGAAUGCUUUAGUCCCAUCCUUGGUGUAAACAUUUUCAACAGGGCACGUGCAAUAAAAUUUGGUAGCAUAUGUAUUUGGUUUGCAUAUGAUCUGGCAUCUCAACAAGAGAAGAGACCAAAAUCAUCAUUUCAUCUGUAAAUAAUGUUGCUGUAUUAUGUAUAAUGUAAUGCAGUGUUCAUUCUAUCCACAUCAACAGUUCAUGUCAAUCAAGGAUUGUAAAUGUAUACUGUGUGGACGUAAUAUAGCUCGAGCUGGUCACAUUUGUGCUUGUCUGAUUUACAUGGUCUGGGCGACAUCCUGACCUAAAAAGUGGGCUUAUUCCUUCUUUUAAAGAGCCGAAAAUGUGCCAUUUCUAUAAUUUAUGUGUUUAUGUAUGGUACAUAGAUUACUAAUUACAAUCAUUUCUGUGUAAUAUUUGACUGUGUACUGCAUUUUUGAUAUAAAUAAAUCAUGUCAUUUAUCAAUA
Messenger RNA from Lineus longissimus, 1122 nucleotides. RefSeq lists its product as uncharacterized. Gene Ontology annotation, cellular component: external side of plasma membrane. Gene Ontology annotation, molecular function: signaling receptor activity. Bases 8 to 655 code for a protein of 215 amino acids. Lineage: Eukaryota; Metazoa; Nemertea; Pilidiophora; Heteronemertea; Lineidae. The record is from RefSeq and is a predicted model, not a curated record. The transcript has 4 exons.